AAAAACUCGCUGGUGGAUAAUGCACAGUUUACUGGUGAGAAUUAGGUCAAACACGAAGACCAAGAUCUCGCGAGAUUUUGCACGUCUGCUUCUCAGGCAGUCCGUGAGCGGAGUCAGUCAAUGUGGGACGGAGUUUUGCCUGUUUGUUAGCGGAGUAGGAGGGAGAACGAGCCGUUGACUUGACACAGGGCUUGCGUGAAAUCAGUUCGGAGAGCAAGAAAGCCAAGAAUGGCGUCGGGUGAGACACUGUACAUCGAAGCAGACGGCUCGGAGAUACCGGCGGAGAUCGUCGAGCUGCACGAAAUCGAAGUUGAGACCAUCGAGACAACCGUGGUCGGCGGAGACGACGACGACGACGAACACCAGCCGAUGAUCGCGCUGCAGCCGCUGGUCACAGACGAUCCGAACCACGUUAACCAUCAGGAGGUGAUUCUGGUCCAAACUCGCGAGGAGGUCGUGGGCUGCGACGAUUCGGACCUCCACGCAGACGACAGCUUCGAGGACCAGAUCCUCAUCCCCGUCCCUGUGGCAGAGGAGGAAUAUAUCGAGCAGACUUUAGUGACCGUGUCUGGCAAGAACCCGUCAGGAAGGAUGAAGAAAGGGGGAGGCAGCGGGAAAAGAGUGGUCAAAAAGAGCUUCCUAAACUCCGCCGAGGCGAGCGGACGCAAAUGGGAGCAGAAGCAAGUGCAGAUCAAAACACUGGAGGGGGAGUUUUCCGUCACUAUGUGGUCAUCGGAUAAGAAAGAUGUUGAUCAUGAGACUGAGGUUGAGGAGCACAUUAUUGGAGAAAACUCUCCUCCUGACUACUCCGAGUAUAUGACAGGCAAGAAACUGCCCCCUGGUGGUAUACCUGGUAUUGACCUGUCAGACCCCAAACAGCUGGCGGAGUUUGCCAGAAUGAAGCCCAGGAAAAUAAAGGAGGACGACUCUCCAAGGACGAUAGCAUGCCCUCACAAAGGUUGCACAAAAAUGUUUCGGGACAACUCCGCUAUGAGAAAGCACUUGCACACCCAUGGGCCACGGGUUCAUGUCUGCGCUGAAUGUGGAAAGGCGUUUGUGGAAAGUUCCAAGCUAAAACGGCAUCAGUUGGUUCAUACUGGUGAAAAACCUUUCCAGUGUACAUUUGAGGGAUGUGGAAAGCGGUUUUCAUUGGACUUUAACUUGCGCACACACGUGCGGAUUCACACUGGAGACAGACCUUACGUUUGCCCGUUCGAUGGCUGCAACAAGAAAUUCGCUCAGUCCACCAACCUGAAGUCUCACAUUUUGACACACGCGAAAGCUAAAAACAAUCCUUGAGAUCGCUCGCUGAAGAAAGAGCCCUUAAAGACUCUGUCUGACCACAGCUUCCUGCUCCAAAACCCACUUUGUAUGUCGUUUCUAGAACCAUUCUUUUCUAAGAGAAUCUCAGUGCACAUUUUGAUGGGAAUUGAAAUGUGAAUGAGGACCUGACACCAAACUAUCCCGUCAACCUUCUCACGGUAUAGACCCGAGUUAAAUAACUUCCCGAGUUAUGAGAGUUUCUUCUUUUGAAGAUGUGAUUGUUUUUGUGGACCCUCAUUCGCAUACAAGAUGGUCAUUAACCUGAGCCCAAAGAAGCAAAUUGCCCAUCGGUGUGUCUGUUUCUACCAGUUUGCAAAGACAAAGACUGCUUUUUAGAUGUCUUCAAAGUGUGCAUAUUGUACACUUUUUAGAGCGUAGAGCUGUCAUAAUGUGUGUGUGUGUGUGUGUGUGUGUGCGCGUGUGUCCCUGAGACUUAAAACCUGUGAAUGCUUUUCUUCAAGGAGAAUGAGAUGCCGUUCAGCUAUUUUCAAUGUAAAUACAGCUUUUCUUUGUGAGGUAUCCUGCGCAGGUAUCUCAUUUUGUAUACCUGUCCUGUACAAAUGUUUUGAAAUCAUGUAGAUAAUAGAGAUGUUGAUUAGAUUGUGUGUAACCAAUUAAAACCGUUUUAUCCAGCUUCAGGAAAUACUGCUACAUAUACAUGCCUUCUUUUGUAACACAGUAAACAGUCUACUCAGUAUGUGAAAAGACACUUUUCCUUCAAAUUCUCUAAUUUAUUUAAUGAUAUGGAAUAAAGCUAAACUCCCCUGUGCCGUUCCCAAGAGCCUGAAGUUCAUCAUGCUGUUCAGUAUGCUGAAUGUCCUCUAGCCAUUGAUUUUAAAAAGCAAGAAUUUGUGAAACUAAACCUUAUGAUAUGGUCUGGUUAAAGGUAAAAUUGUCACAUAAAAAGUCAUGUUUUCUGUAGUAGACAAUGGUAGCAAACGGCAGUGAGCCUAAAAAUCUCUAGUUUAAUCCAACAAAUAAUUUGGUGUUAUAACAACAAAUAAGCGCUUGGAAGUAUUGCAAUUUCAUAUGCUAUUUUAAAAUAUCUCCACUGACACACUGCAUUACUUACAGUUAAUAAUUUUGUUAAUAGCAUCCUAACUUGGCAUAUGCACAACAUUUAGUUAUGUUGUAAAUUACACAAUUCUCGCUGUUUAAAAUAUGUAGUUUUUUUGAAAAGGUCCUAUUGGAGAUUGCGUUUGCUGACACAACCUCAUGUGUUCUUAUAUAUCAAGACUUGCAGUGUUUUUAGAAACUAGUUAUCCUUGCAUAACCCUAAAAUAUAUUGAACUAUAUUAAUCUGAGCUUUUAUCUCAUGUACAU
Sinocyclocheilus anshuiensis is the source of this 2646-nucleotide messenger RNA. Its product is annotated as transcriptional repressor protein YY1-like. The transcript has 5 exons. Gene Ontology annotation, molecular function: DNA-binding transcription factor activity, RNA polymerase II-specific; RNA polymerase II cis-regulatory region sequence-specific DNA binding. The record is from RefSeq and is a predicted model, not a curated record. Lineage: Eukaryota; Metazoa; Chordata; Actinopteri; Cypriniformes; Cyprinidae. Gene Ontology annotation, cellular component: chromatin; PcG protein complex; transcription regulator complex. Gene Ontology annotation, biological process: regulation of transcription by RNA polymerase II. Bases 229 to 1299 code for a protein of 356 amino acids.